Messenger RNA from Miniopterus natalensis, 2246 nucleotides. RefSeq names its product hexosaminidase D (gene HEXD). Gene Ontology annotation, molecular function: hexosaminidase activity. Lineage: Eukaryota; Metazoa; Chordata; Mammalia; Chiroptera; Miniopteridae. The record is from RefSeq and is a predicted model, not a curated record. Gene Ontology annotation, biological process: carbohydrate metabolic process.
GGGUAGUGGGCACACAGUAUCAUAGGAGUUUUGGGUGCACAGCGUAGUUAUUCAACAUGUCAGUGGCCCCUGUUCAGCCUGGGACAGUUCUCUCCGACCUAGCGAGGUGUUUGUGGCUUCUGCACACCAGCAGGCAGGCUCCAGCUCUCGAGAUGUAAAUGCGUUCAAUGGUCUCCAACGUGAGACACAAUCGAGGGUGAACGUUCUGCAGAAACAUAUCACGGGCCCGAGGUAAUGUUUGGAGACACCUGCCUGCCUGUUUCCACUGGCGUAGGGCAGGUAGUUUAAAACAGGAGAUUAUCUUGCAGGGACUUGUGUUACUGCAGACCAGAGCCUUCUUAGGCAACCAGUGCUGUUCCACUUUAGGGGCGAGUCACACUUAAACACAGAGGCUCCUCCACUGGAGCACGGACAUAGACGUCAUGACGAGGCCGUGUUGGUGGAAUGAGCUUCCUCCUCGUUAAUAUCAGAACUGGCACAGAAGGCAGAGGCCUCAGCCUGCUCUCGACUCUGGAUUUCUCUACUAGGAAGAAGUACCCGGACAAGAGGUCUUUGUCGUGUGACUUCACAGAAAAUAGCGAGAUGUCAGGCUCCUCGCCGUUUAAGAUGCGACUCGUUCACCUGGACCUUAAGGGAGCCCCACCCAAGGUCUCAUACCUCUCAGAGAUUUUCCCUCUGUUCCGUGCCCUGGGUGCAAACGGCCUCCUCAUUGAGUAUGAAGACACAUUUCCCUACGAGGGCCACUUGAGGCUGCUGAGGGCCCAAGACGCGUACAGCCCCUCCGAAAUCAAAGAGAUCCUGCGUCUGGCCACACUGAAUGGGCUCGAGGUCGUCCCCUUGGUGCAGACAUUCGGACACAUGGAGUUUGUGCUGAAGCAUGAAGCUCUCGCUCACCUCCGAGAAGUGGCGCUUUUCCCCAACACCCUGAACCCGCACAAGGCAGAGUCCCUGGCGCUGGUUGGGGCCAUGAUCGACCAGGUCAUGGAGCUGCACCCGGGUGCCCGGUGGCUCCACAUUGGCUGUGACGAGGUUUAUUACCUUGGGGAGGGAGAGGCCUCAAGACAGUGGCUGCAGCAGGAGCAGAACACCAAAGCCAAACUGUGUCUGUCCCACAUGAGGGCCGUGGCCAGCCACGUGCUGUCCCAGCACCCCUCCACGAUGCCCCUGGUUUGGGAUGACAUGCUGCGGGACAUCCCUGAGGACCAGCUGUCAGCAUCAGGGGUUCCACAGCUGGUGGAGCCGGUACUCUGGGACUAUGGGGCUGACCUGGACGUCCAUAGCAAGGCUCUCGUAAUGGAAAAGUAUGGGAAGUGCGGUUUUCCCCGGCUGUGGGCCGCCAGUGCCUUCAAGGGGGCCACAGGGCCCAGCCAGGCCCUGCCCCCCAUCGAGCACCACCUCCGGAACAACAUGCAGUGGCUGCAGGUGGCGGCACGAAGGCCAGCAGACACGCUGCAGGGCAUCAUCCUGACCGGCUGGCAGAGGUACGACCACUUCUCCGUGCUGUGUGAGUUGCUGCCUGUGGGGAUCCCGUCCCUGGCCGUUUGUCUGCAGUCACUUCUUCACGGAGGCUUUGCGGAAGACAUUAGGGCAAGAGUGGAGAAACUCCUUGGGAUCUCAAGCCUAGAAAUCACUGGUUUUACAAGUGAUGGGGCCGGCUCCUUCCCGGGCAGCGACAUCCUGGCCCUUGUCACCCAAGUCGACCUCCACCUGCGCAGCUCUGUGGACGAGAUGCUGCAGAGGGAUAGGUACGUGACAGGCUGGUUCAGCCCCUACCAUCGCAGGAGGAAGCUCAUCCACCCUGUCAUGAUCCAGCACAUCCAGCCCCAGGCACUCAGUCUCCUGGCCAGGUGGAGUGCCCUUGUGCAGGAGCUGGAGGCCGCCCUGCGCAGAGUCUUCCACGAGGAUGCUGUGGAGGAGUGGCUGCAGGAGAAUGUGGAACCCAGCCUGGGGCUGCUGCAGGCACUACUGCAGGACCUUGAGGCCGCCAUUCCCCCACCCCUGCUGGCCAGCACUGGCCCUGAUGCAGAUCAGGACCCGAGGGGAAGGGACCUCCCCACACCCCCUCCAGCUACGUCCACCUCCUGCUGAGCCCUGGACACCAGGCAUGUAGGCAGCAUCCACCGUGCAGAUGGUUAUCGGGGAAAAUGGCAGAAAACCUGGAAGGAAAUGCUCGUGGGGACCUGUUCACUGAUCUGCACACUGAAUUUUAAUUCUCAUGAAAUAAAAAGCAAAGUAGAAGCUAGAAA